UCAGGGACAGAUCACUUAACAAUGGUUCGAGUUACGACUUACGUACAUCAGCCGGUGUAUAAUUACAGCCAUAAAUAUAGAAACUUGGACAAAAUAACGACAGACGUAAAACAAUUUCUGCAGGACUACGACCAAAUCAUCAUUCAUAAGGACCCGUACAGGGGAGUGUUUCACAGUUAUCUGCGAGAGAUUCGUACAAAGGUCAAGCAACUAUUGCUGAAAUUCGAAGCGGCUCCAUAUGAUGACGGUAGUGCAAAAUCGGAUAAGGAGUUGUUUUGCUGUGGGUUGGCGUUCUAUAAUGCAGCAGACCUGAGGAAGCAUUACAAAGCCGUACAUGACGAACCAUUUAUACGAUACACAAAUUCGUUAGAGCGAAAAUCGUCUCUUGCGAAACUACAGCAUAUGCGCCACCGCUUGAAUGAGUACAUCAAUUUCGGAGAAGAGUACACCCUAGACCUGCUCACCAACUUGAAAAGAAUGCUGAAGAAAAUAUCAAAUUCAUUGAAGUUCUAACCUUAUAAAUUUCGGCUAUCAAAAAACCAUUUUAAAUAAUCUUUGGCUGAUAGUUUCGGUAAUAAAGAUGACCAACCAACCAACAUUUAUAAAAACGAUUAUCCGAUGUUCCCCAGUACGAUCAUCAGCGAUUGCCGAUCGUAAUCUUGUAGGCGUCCCUUCCGUUUUGUCUACGUUCUUAAAUUCGCGAGCAACGCAUGUAGGUAUGUGUUGAAAGCCGAAAAUUUCUAAAUUUCGCAUCUUCCGCUACCAACCCGAUUGGCAAGGCAGGAAAUAUCUCGAAGAUCACUAAAAUCGACUGUAUCAUCGAAGAAAAAAAUAAAUAAAAGAAAAUGUUUCCUUCCUACGAUGGAAGACUAGCACCUCACAGUUCGAGACUGACAUCCGUUCGUUCCUAACGCUUUCUAAUAUAAGACUGCAAGCGGCGCAUUAACUUCACAGUAUUUUGGGGCAAUUUUGUUUCCAACACAAAUUUGGAAAAUAGUUUGGUCCAAAAAAUAGGUGUGUUUAAAUA
Messenger RNA from Ochlerotatus camptorhynchus, 1027 nucleotides. RefSeq lists its product as uncharacterized. The coding region runs from base 22 to 513 and encodes 163 amino acids. NCBI's taxonomy places the organism in Eukaryota, Metazoa, Arthropoda, Insecta, Diptera, Culicidae. The transcript is spliced from 4 exons. The record is from RefSeq and is a predicted model, not a curated record.